This is a messenger RNA of Haemorhous mexicanus (house finch), 12273 nucleotides long. It is a transcript of the gene LRRC70, whose product is annotated as leucine rich repeat containing 70. The transcript has 2 exons. Lineage: Eukaryota; Metazoa; Chordata; Aves; Passeriformes; Fringillidae. Bases 9629 to 11527 code for a protein of 632 amino acids. Gene Ontology annotation, molecular function: protein binding. The record is from RefSeq and is a predicted model, not a curated record.
AAUUGUUUUUAAAGUAUUUCACAAUUCUGCAGCUAAAUAUUCUAAUAGAAAUAGUUUUAUUUGCUUGUUUUUCUCCCCCAAGAGAAAUUUUUAAAAGAUAGAACUUUCAUGCUACAUUAUAUUAACUUAUUUGGUUUCAUAAGCAUUACAGUAACCUUUCUUCCAUUUCAUAGGAAUGUCAUUUAUUUAAAGUGAGGAACCAGCAGUGCAGAUUUUAUUGUUGGUUCUCAUAUUAACUUAGAACUCUUUGCUUCUCUCAUCUGUGAUUAAGUAGUUGCUUUAGUUGACAUGUACUAUUUUGGUGUCCUUUCCAGGGAACAGUGUUCAGUUUUCUUUCCUGUUAUAGGUGAUCUGAACUUUCAUUCUGGUUUUCUCCUUUAUGACAUUGAAUGUAAGAAAGAGUUGCUAUGGAAAACUGUGUUGUUUCUGUGAAAGUUUUUGCACUAUAGGUUUUAUAGCAAGGAGAUUUUACUAUUAUCCUUUCAGUAGCCAUCGUCGUUGCUGGAUAUACUGAGUAAAUGAAAGUUUCAAAUGAAAAUGUGGAAUACACAGACUUCUAAGCUGUCAAGACUAGAAGUCAUGUAUAACACGCUUAGGUGAGACUUCAGUCCGUAGUCACCUUCAGAUUAUUUUUAUCUGUUUGACAUUCCGGAAGACAAGACUGCAUGAGUUUACAUUUAGUCUGCUGGGUUUCCUGAACAGUCUUGUCUGUUCUAUUGUCUGUUGAGAAUUUAGAUGUUGCUCCCAAAUCCUAAAAGCUACGUUAGUAUCUGUCGAGUAUAAAGUAUCUGUCAAAGCUGUAGUCUGUGUAGUCACUAUCUAAUAAAAAAAUCGGGGAACACUUAUGUGGAACUUAGAGGCUUCAUAGCUUUUUAUAUGCGCAGAAAUUUUCCUUUUUUUUUGUUUACAUGGAUAGUCAGGAUAACUGUCUAGCUAAAGGUGAACCAAGCAGCUGCUUUGAGAGGUUUUUUCCCCCAGUAAAUGUAACAGCAUUGUGUUGUUUAUAAGUAUAUUUGAAAUCUUUUUAAGGAGGUGUUAGCUAAAAUUUAACGUACUGAACUACAUCUGUCCUCCUGUGAAGUUUCUGUUAAAGAGAGGAAGGAAAAAUAUAAAUUCCUUUAGAUAACCAUGUUAUUUUGAACUAUGUUCAGCUGCUCCAGAUUUCCUGCUGUAAAAGCCAAUUAUUUCUGGCAGUCCUUAACUUAAUAAAAUCUUCUGCAAAUGACAGCUUUAUUUUUCAGUUACCCAUAUCAUUUAAGAAAGCUACUUCUCAAAUAAAAAGUCUCUCUUUAGUGGAUGUAUUUAUGUAAAGGGCAUGAAAAUUUCACUUAUACAAUUGAUAGACUGCCAGACUUAGCUUCAGACAUUGUGUGUGAAAUGGAUUCUGUCAACUGAUUGUUUCUUUUACAAGAACAAUGUGAGUCACCCUGUUUUUGCUGUAUCUCAGGGAUUAUACUACACAUACUUGUUGUGUCCUGUAUCUGCAGGCUUCUUGUGCAAGUUCAUUUGCACAGUUGAAGCAAAAAAAUGUUUUAAAUGGAAUAUGGUAUUUAAACGAAAUGUUUGGAUUACUGUCUUUUCAAGAAAAGCUGUAGUAAUUUUUCCUGUUGGAAUGCCUCACUAACCAGUUUCCUGAUUAGAUUUUACUUUGGAUAUCCAAGGUAAGUUCAGGAUUUCUCAACUGCAGAGGCAGAACAGAAUUGUGUCCUCUGUGGAUGGCUGAUGGGCUGUCUUGGGAAGGCCAAGGUGAGAGUGAGAUUCUUCCCACAGCUUGCUGCUCUGUGGUGGUCAGGAUUAGUACCAAAUUGGUACCAAGCUCAGAUUUUCAAGGUUCUGCUAAAAGGAAGACAGGCAUCUGUGCUGUGUCUAACACUUUCUGAGAAUUUUUUUCCUUUUGCCAGUUGCUUUCUCUAGUCUAUAGCUGAAGCACUGGUUUAUUUUAGAGAGGAAAGAGGUAGUAGACAAAAACAGUGGGGGAAAAAUGAAGGUAACGUGUUCUCCUUCUUCCCUCAGAGUUGUUUCAUGGAUAAAAUGUUGGGGAAAGUUUUAAACAGUGACCGUUUUUAUUCUCUGUGCAAACUCUCUAUAGUAUUGCUUCAUAAAUUUUGUUUCUCUAUUACAAGUAUGUGGAACUCUGAACUUCCUUUGUUUUAGGGGAAGGUAAAAGGUAGGUUCUAUCAUUAUUAAUUUAAAAUCAGUUUGACACAAAUAAUUUUCUGUUUCAAGUACAGCACCUCUGACAGUGUCAUGAGUGAAGGAUUUUAAAACAGAUAAGACAGGAUUCACUGCAGAGCAGCUGUUAACAGUGGCUCUUGGGCUGACUAGUUUGACUAAGCAGGUUAUGAAGUGACAAAUUGUUAACCACACUAAUUUUCUAAUCUAGGCAGUACCAUCCAGAGAUAAAUGUAAUGGCAUGCUUUUGGUAUCAACAGUAGUGCUGCAUUUUAAUCAUGUAUGCAUGUCCUUCGAUCUAGCAUCCUGUUUAUCUUCCCACAGCUGCACAUUGUGUUACUGGUUAGAAAUUCAUAUUAAAAAAAGAACAAUAACUGCUACUUUCCUGAUUAGUGUGUUGCAGCACCUUUUCACGGAACAGUAAUUUCCUGGUAUUACUUAGGGGUUUGCCCAAAUUAAAUGCUAUAUAAUUGUCUGCUUUUGCUAUCCAAGUGCGGCCAGUUAAUGUUAGCAUGUUUUUUGGUGCUUGACAGAUACAUGCAUUGGCAAUACUUUCUGUAUUUUGUAUUCUUACUGCCUGUUUGUCACUCAUCCAUCCAUGUGCAUUUUCAUUAAUUUAUUAAAAAUUUUACUAUUUCAUAAAAUAGGUUGAAAACUUCUGUCUUUAAACUGUUGUAUAUAACAAUGGGGACCAGUAACAUUCAGGCAGUAAGGAUGCACUUGUGGAGUGACUAUCUCCAUGUUAAGUACAUGAGGAAAGUGUGGAUAGACACACAGUAGCUCUAACAGGAACGCUUUUUGAAAAACACACAAGGACUUGAAGUUUUUUGGUGGAAAAUUGUAUUUAAGCUGGAGUGUGAGACUUGAAGUGUGGCAGCAACCUGGAUAAGUAAAUUCACACAUCAUGAUGUUCCUGCUAUUGUAUUCGGUCAUAUUUGUGCUUGUCUGCAACCUUAAUGGCUUGUUUGGGAACAUACAACUGCAAGAGUACUCUUCAGGGCUGAAUUGAGUUUUAUUAGAUGUGCCCUUGGUCCCUAAAUUGGUGCCUAGUGAAUAUGGUCACUAGCAGCGUUCUACCUAUCUGUUGUGGAAAAUGUAUGGGCCUCCACCACUAUCUAGGGUUCUGUAUUUUGAGCUCUUCAGUAUCCUUUGUAGUUCCUGAUGCCUAAGUGGUUAAAACAGUACUAUGACCCCUUCUCUUACCCAUAUCUAUCUAUUUAUCUAUCUAUCUGGAAAUAGUUAGCUUGCUUACUGCAGUAUAAUGUCAGUAUUGCAGUGUUUUGGAAUGUCCUUCUUUGGGGAUAUUGAAAGCUUUAAUGAUUUAUUUAGCAAGUAGAUAUCUUUUUUAUUCCUACAGUUGUGUGUAUUUUAGUGGAACACAACACUGAAAGAUGCUAAAGGGUGAUAGGAACAUUUAUUCUCUAAUAAGAAAAUGGAAACAGAUUUUGGAAGGAUUAUAGUGUCAAUGAUCAGCCUUGUUUGGGGUGGUGCCUGACUGUACCCACAGGUAGCUUUCGACACCGUGUUAAAAGCUAAGCACUCCCCUUCUUCAGAUGAGUGUUAUUUCCACUGUCUGUCACUCUUGAAUGGGAGAUUGUCAUGUUUACUUUUACUCAGUCAGUGCUUUCCAAAACAGGCCACAAAUUGUGUUUCUUGAGGGUAGGCCCAUUUUUGGUGGAACUACCUGUGUAGAGUGGUACCAUUCUGAAGUAGAGGAGACUUUACUGAGCUUAAAAUAUGAAUUAUUUUAAUUUAUCUUUCUUCAUUUUAGUUUCUGGUACAUGAGUAGUUUUCAUUUUAUCCCUUUGAGUUAAGUAUAUUUGUGUAUUGUGGGGAAGGGGUUAAGAGGUUCCCCAGGUUUCUAGUCAUUAUGUAAAUGAAUGUCUGCUUUUUCUCAUUGUGUAUCAAGUCUGAUAUGUCAGUCAGCAUGAGUUCUGCCAGUUAGAUAAGUGGCAUUUUGUGAGUGUAAGCACUUACAGUAUGCAAUUAUAAUUCUUCAUUAGAUUAAUAUAGAGUUUUGCCUCUGUCAUUUGUUAAAAUUACUCAGUUAGAAAUUUUAAUUUUCCUCUAAAAAGUUGUCUAUAUGUAAUGUUAGUUAAAUGGCAAGAAAGUGCCUAAUAAAAUGUCAUGUUCUCCUCAGGAUAGUUGUCCUCAUUUAUAAAGUUAGAAUUUCUUACAUAAUUACUUGUAUAUCCUCCUUUCUUUAUAGGGAUGAUACUCUGAAGCUAUUUUAUCUUCCCCUCUGUUUUUUAAAUCCCUCUAGUUAAAGGACUACCUCUAAUAGACUAUUAGCAUUUUAAGGAGCUCUUGAAAUUAUGAUUUUGAUGUUGUCAUCAGUGUUUGGCCAUGGAUUUAUUUAGCUUGCCUGACAGGUAAUGGUGCAAUUUUAAUGAUAAGAGUGAAAAAUGUGGCUUUGGUCUUAGUCUGACUAUCAGAGUCUGCAUAAUUCAGAAGGUUACACAGAGCACUGCCAACUUCUUUAAUUGCACGUCACAUUAUGGCAUUGGCAAAAGGAUGCACUCAUUAAACUUUCCUUGUUCACAGUCUUCAUCAAUUCUUCUCCUACCUUUGAUAGCUAGUGUGGACUGGUCAGAAGCAUAUAAUCUUUUCCCCUAACACCCUUAAGCCUUGAUUUCAAGGAAAAAUGUACCAAGCGAGAGUAAGAAAUUAUGUCAGCAAGAAAUAAUUGCACCUAAACUGCUGGAAAAAAAUAAACUACAGUCAUAAGGGUUUGGUUGCUGCUGAUAGCUUGGUUUUGUUUAUGGUCUAUAUAAAAUAUUUCAGAAGUCUUUCCUAAAACUACUUUAAUUACCAUUUACCCUAAAAUUUAAGAUUUUAAUUAUAUAAAAGCAAAAGGUAAUGGACUAACUAGCUUCCUUUAAACCCUGCCAAGUAUGGUUUACAUGUUUGCAAAUUAGAUACUAGACAAGUAGUGACUGAAGUGUAGCAUAUUACUAAAAAUGUGUAAAUAUUCCAAGAUUGUUUUGGGUUUGGGGAUUUUUUUUUUACUUUUGUUACAUAGAUUUACAGCUGUUUUUGCACCUGUGUUUGUUUGAGCUGUUUUGGUAUGUCUGCUUAUCUCUCUGUGCUAUACUCUGUGAAAUUUGAGACUGACAGAGAGUAGCUGAGAUUUUUCAGUGACUUUCUUUAACAGUACCAGACUAUUAUGAUAAGAUACCGUAAGUGAUAAAGCCACAACCCAUGUCAAUACAAGACUUUCUCCAAAUAAGUACUGUCUUGAAAAAUGUUUCAUAUUCAAACAAUUUAAUAAGAAAGUGGAGUGUUUAAAACAAAACAUCAGGUUUUGAUAUCAAAAAAAUGACCAAAUAUAAAGAAAGCUUGUAUUUUUAAGAAAUAGCUUUUGUAUUUGGUGUGUGGGUAUUCUCUGGAGUAGUUGUUAGGAACUGUUCAAGUUUUCUCUGUUGAAUAUUUGGAGCUAUCAGUUGUUAAUGCCAAGUGUAUGCCCAUCCUGUCUCCUAAAUUAGCAGGCAGAAUAUGGUUUUGGAAUUGAGUUUAGUUUUGAUUAAAUUUCUAGAAGUUGAAAUUUGAGAAAUUAAUUUGAGUUCUUUGGACCUUUUGGUUUGAAUUGCAUUCAUAUUGAGUACAUGAAUGCUUUUAUAGUUUGAACAGAAUUGCUAAAUAUAGCAGUGAAAAGUAAAGGCUAAAGCUGUAGUGUUAUUAUCAGUAUAUCACAUUUGCAUGUUACAUUCAUGGCCAACCUUUUUUAUAUUACUGUUUUGUUUGCAAACUUUUAGUGCUUGCUCCAUAGAAGACUUAGAUUUCUGAAUAAAGAGAAUAAACUAAUUGCUCAAAGUGAGCUUUUAGUUUCAUGAGAGCUUUCUGUCAUAUUAUUUUACUGGAAUCUAAGGUCAAAUUAGGUUAAUGGAAUGGAAAAUUAUUUUCAUAUCCUCCAUGGGAAAAAUAAUUUUGUUGUUUUCACGCUGUUCAAGAGAAGUUUUCAGUAAAUGGAGCAUCUAGUCAGGAUUAUUACUGAAGCGGAAACAUUAAAUACUAGAAGAAAUCUGCAAUAUUUGAGACAAUGAGAAAUGUUUUGGUAAACUAAAUAAUAAGAAAAACAGAAAAGUGUUUGGGGAUCUGGUAAGUUAAUAAGGUGUCACGAGUUGACCUGCCUACUGGAUGUUAAUUAAAUGUUGAUGCCUGUGCUACCUAAGCAGUAGCUUAGUUUCUGAAUUGCUUUGAUUUGGGGUCAUAUCUACAGAUGAUGUGGGCAGAUGGAAGUAGGGAUUUGAAAAAAUAAAGUUGUACAGUAGCCUACUUGUGGAGAAUAAAAAUAGAAGGAAGGAAGCCCUGCAAGAGCAGAUGGUUGGUAAAUACAUAAUUGGAGGGCAAUGAAUAGUUUCUCUUAUAAGCUUAAACAAAUAAUUACAGUGCUAAAAAUUGUUUGUCCUCAUUUGUGGGCUUUAACAGAAUUUUGUCGUAAUUAUGAGAAUGAAAUCCCUUCUCAGAAAUUGACUGUAGAGUUGUUUUUGAACUUAUUGCAUAUUUUCUGCUGUAUGUAAGUGGGAUUUGGACUAGUUUGUGCCACCUAAUAUUCAUUAUAUUUGCUUUAAUGUAACAUGGGUGAAGUGCUUGUAUGUUCUUUCAAUUACUGUGACCUGUCAUUUUAUGCACAAUUUGACAAAUUGCUGUUACUCAGGCUUCAUGCUUAUAUUUACAAGGAGUCAUAGUUGAACUAGAUUUUAAUUUAAAAAGCCCAUAGCAUUAGUAACUUCAUCAAUAUUAGUAUAUUAAGAUAGAAUUCACUUGUGGGUUCAAAAAUAAUUUUCUCUCUUACCAUGUGAAACUGUAUUCAAGUACAAACCUAGUAGUUUUCUCUCUGAAGAAGAAAAUUUGCAGUGAAUUAAAUAUGAGAGCAGCCUAAGCUUGUUAGUGUUUCCUGGGGUUUUAUGUACAGUUUUCAAAAAGUAAUGGAUUUUAUUGUUUAAGUAUAAGCCACUUUGUCAAAUGCUGAUCCAAGUUACACAUGUAUCCCACCCAGCCUUUUUGUGGUUUCCCUCAGAAUGUAUCAUUUAUGUGGUUAUUCUUAACAGAUACUGCUUUCAGAUCCUUUAACAAUAUGCAGUAUUAAUGAAAUAAUAACUCUAAAAUAUAUUGCAAUCAGAUCUGCAGGCCUUCAGGUGCAGUGUUGACAAAGUGUAAAGCAGGACUUCUCUAGAAUUCCUAGUGCAGAAUGGAAGGAGCCAUGAUCUGGAUUAAGAUUUUUUUUUCCCUGUUUUGGGCAUUGGAUUCAAUCAUCAGAAGAGUCCUCAGUGUUGUCAGAACCACAGUGGAGCUAGGGUUAAAGCUAAGCAAAAAUUUUGAGAAUAUUCAUAAGAUACUUUCAGUGCAAGACCACAGAGACAUUUAGCCAAUUAGUUACUGGUCAUCAGCUUUCUUUUAUCUGGUCACUGCUCUACUGGUUCCUCUAAAUUUUCGUGCUAUCUGAUAUACCGUAGAGCUUCAUUAAUUGCUUUAGUUUUUCAAGAUGUGUUCCUUCUGACAUUUUCCAAAAAGAGAGCUGUAUGAACAUUUGCCUUUUAAAACUUUUUUUUUGUUUAAUUUGUCUUUCUUCUUGUAGCUAUAAAGGGUUGUUCCAUACAGCACACCUUGGAAGAAUAAUUUUUUUUGUUUGAUUUUUUUUUUUUUUUUACAAAUAUAGGUUUCAAUAUAAAGGGACUAUAGGCAGUGAAGUCUAGGUAGAAGAUAAUUUCCUGUUUGAAGUCAGUUUCCAGCAUGUCUCUGAUUUUCCCCUUACCUGACUCUAUUGACAGUCUUUUUCCGUUUCUCUUACUGUUCUGUCCCCCAGGAUGCUUCACCAUAGUUCCUGUGGACUGUAUGGUGUUUUCCCUUUAAGUAAAUGGCAUGACAUUUUAUUUUACUUUUCUCAAUGUCAACAAUUAUGUUAAAUACUGUGAAAAAAUAUAAAUGUGAAAAUGAAUAUUCAAAUCUGAAGAAGAAUUAGUUUUCCUAUUGAUCUGUUGGUCUCAGAAAAAAAGAAACAAAUGCACUUCCUAUUCUGGGUUGUAACUGAUUUACAGGCUUUGUCUAAAAUGGCCCAUGGACCAAUUUUACUUACUUAUUUCUUAUUUUAGACUAGGUAUUUGGAAGAAAGCUUCUUCAAAAGCAUGUCCUUGUAUAUUCUGCUUCCCUUUCUCAUGUGUGUCCUGCAUUUCAGAUUGGAUUAUAUAGACAAAGACAUCUGGGUUACGUUUCACCCCUUAUGUGAACUCACACUUCGUGUGUGAGAUCAUGGUAGCUGAAGGAACUUGAUUCUCCUGCCGUUGCACCUCUUUUUUGGCUAUGGCUACUGAGGGCCUUUGUCAUCUUUCUUUUGCUGAGCAGAAGGUCUUGUUGAAGUAAAAUCAUGGAGUUUUAGUUAUGUUGCUAUUUGUGGGCUUAAUCUCUCCUUUCCCCCUUUGAUGUGACUGAGCUUUGCAAGUAUUUCUUGCCUGUGAUGGAUAAACUGAGGGUGUAAUCUCUGGUCCUUAAGCUGGGGGAUAUUUAUAGCUCAUGUAGUCUUUUUCUGCACAGGGGACACUGCAGGAAACGAAAGCUGUGCAUGAAAGGUGUGGCUCUCAGAGCCGGAAACCAUCUCAUAGUCCUCUGUGGAUAAAUUUGGUUUUAAAAGAGUGGCCUAAAGUGAGACUUAACAAAGCCAGGUCGGAAAUUCAAGUACAUAGCAGCUUAGUGCCACAUCAUGUGGGUCUCAUGUCCUUAGAUUUCAUAGGUUUCUCUGGGGUUGCUGGCAGGUUGUGCCUUGUCACAGGGCCGGAGACACUGGGCUCUUCCCUCCACAGUGUGUUUCUUUUCCCUCUCGUCCAGACCGCUGGAAUGUGUGCAUGUGGCAGCAGUUUGGCUCUGUAGACAGUGAACGGUGUAAGUGUUGCUACCAAUUUAACAAAGCAUUUCAGGUUAUGGCUGAGAGAUAAGGGAGUUACAGGUAAUGCAAUAGUGCUGUUACAAAUAGUUGUGCUUUAUUCUGAAAGUUAGACCUCAGAUAAUACUCUUUUAAGCUCUCCUAGUUAAAUCAGUGGAUUAAAAAAAAAAAAAAAAGGCAAAACAGAAAAAGAACAAAAAAAUCUCAAACAACAAAACUAAGCAGUUACAGACUAAGAUAGUUCUUGGUUUUCUAGAAACAAAUCAUUGAGAUUUCCUUUUUAACAAUACUUCUGAAGCACAGAUAAAAUGGCUUCCUGUCCCAGGGUUUCCUGUAUCCAUGGCAACCUGACUUCAGGCACUUCUUUCUUAGUUUCCUGAGCAAACUGUUGCAAACCCUGGGGCAAAAACCAUAGUGCUGUAGUAAACAGCAGUACUGCCUUUGCAAAGGUUUCACAGAUGAAUGUAGUUGGCCAGCUUAUAACAUAGCCUAGUGGACUGCAAACAGCAAAAUAACAGAAAUAAUGAACUUCAGAUUUGGGUGAAGUCAGAGAGGAGUAAGAAGGCCAAAGACAGGGAUAUGUGUGUUCUGCAAAGUUCUUCACCCUGCCCAGGAGCAUUCCUGUAUAUAUUUAAUUGUUUUCUUUUGUUGCUGCUCCAGAAGGAGGCUUUUGGCUGUCCAUCUGCUUGUCAGCUCUGCACAGGGAGACAAGUUAGCUGUCGUAAUGCAGGGCUUUCGAGCAUCCCUUGGAACCUUCCUAAAACAACAAUUCUUGUUUACCUCAGUGGGAAUAAUAUAUCACAUGUCUCUCCAAAUGAUCUAAGAGGCUUUCUGAAGCUUGCUGCACUCUACAUGGAUAAUGCCAGUAUUUUGUAUGUGCACCCAAAAGCUUUUUUGGAACUUCCCAAACUGUGCUACUUGCAUCUAAAUAGCAAUCAUAUUAAACGCCUGGAUCCAGGAAUCUUUGAAGGCCUUUCCAAUCUUCAUUAUUUAUACCUUCAGAAUAAUCAAAUAGCUUUUCUUCCCAGAGGAUUAUUUAGUGAUCUUCUUUCUGUUAGAUAUUUAACACUUCAAAGAAAUCGUCUCAGUGUCCUUGGAAGUGGGACUUUCUGGGGAAUGAUAAGUCUCCAAACACUAAACUUAGCAAAUAAUAAGAUUUCACGGAUAUCAGAUGCAGCAUUUCAUCAUCUUGAAAAUCUUGCAUAUUUGUUUCUUGAAGGUAACAACUUACCACUAGUGCCAUCAAAUGCUAUUGGAAGGCUCAAAAAUCUUGAAAGACUGUCUUUGUCUCACAAUCCCAUUGGAUCAAUUCAGCCUUUUGCAUUUAAGGGACUUAAUAAGCUUAAAUAUCUGUCUUUGAAAAAUGUCAAGCUAAAAUGUGUUGUUGUAAAUGGAUUUUUUGGAUUAAACAACCUUAGCCAGCUAAUCUUAAGUUAUAAUGAUUUAGAAAAUAUAAAUUCCAGCACUUUUACCUCAUUGAACAAUUUAAUGUACCUACAGCUAGACAGAAAUAAAAUAACCAGUAUUGGCAAUGGUACCUUUGAAAAAAUGGGGCAGUCACUCAAAGUACUCAAUUUAGCUUUUAAUAAUAUCACAGAGCUACAACCUGAAGUGCUCAAGCCCUUAGUAUCUUUAACUCAUCUGCAGGUACAUUCUAAUCCUUGGAACUGCAGCUGCAAAAUGCUUGCAUUACUUAAUUGGCUAGCAUCAUCUUCCGUUUCUGCAAAAAUCCACUGUCAGCAUCCUCAGAGUAUGCGUGGUAGACCUUUGCAUUAUAUGAAAUGGGCUCGGUUUUCAAACUGCAUUGGACCCGCUGCCAGCCUAGGCUCUGCCCCAAGUCUGGGAUCUGUUGGGGUGCAUCACAGCACUACCACUCUGCUGAUGGCUUGGCAUAAAGGGAAAAGGCACAACACAUUGGAACAGUUUGUCACUGCAGAAACUAAGUAUAUUGGUUUCUGGGAGGGAACUGCAGCUACAUCUUCUACCCCCUUGCCUUAUCAGGCAUAUGCUGUUGAAGUGCCAUCACAGGCAGCUACAGUGUUAUCUACAUUACCAGUGCAAAUUCCAGCAAAAAUUAUACCUACUAAUAGAAAUGUAGAAGAAGAAUGGUUGUUUACAACAGAUCCUGCUCCUGUAUCAUUAAAAACAAGCAUGAUUUGUACACAACAGGUUGAAAAGCUGAAUCAAGCUUUUGAUAUUUUACUAGCCUUUUUCAUUCUGGCUUGUGCUGUUAUCCUGUUCUUAACCUGCAAAAUUAUUCAGUUUAGGCAAAAACUAAAGGUGCUGGAAAACUCAGGGGAAAAGAGUAUAGAAUAUUAUGGCUUUUAUCAGCCUGGCAGAUACAACAUAACUGACUCAGUGCAGUCUCUAACUCGGAAAUCAGUGGAACAUUCAGAACUGGACCAAAUAAGGCUGCUCAAGCGAACAGUAUCAGAAAGUCAGGCACAGGUCAUCUUGUUCGAACAUUCAUCAUUGUAAUUUAUCUCAAUUUAUUUGGUGUUAACUGUGAUAUGAAAGGUCAAGAAAUCAAGAACUCAAUUCUGUAAAAAUACUUCCACGAAUUAAAAUCAGCUGCUUAAUAGAACUGUGCCAAAUGGCACAAUUUGGUUUCUGCAUCAGCAUUUGCUUACUGAAUGUUUUGAAGUUUGAUUAUUUCAUUAUAUGUCAUUUCAGUCUAACAUGGAUAAGUUUAUUAACCUCAGACCUCAGUAAUCAUUCACCUAUGCUCAAGUAUACAUGCAGUAUAAAGUACACUUUAAUUUAUUUUGCUGUACUUAAUGAUGUAAGUUCCUAUGGAAAUUCCAUAGCUAUUGUGCAGCUAGCAAAACAUAGUAGGAUCACAAAGCCAAGAAAUCUUGGAGAAUCAGAAAAGAGUGUUUCAUGUAUUUAUUGUAAUAGAGUUUCUACUCUUCCUCUGUUAAAUAAAGCACAGGGAAAAAAGCACAUUUACAGUUAGGAUGUUCAAACUCUCGAAUAAGAGAAAAAUUUCAAACUAUACAAAUUCUCUUCAUAUCUGUAGCAUAUUGUAAUAUACAAAGUUGUGUGUUCAGUCUGUAUAAUGAAUAUAUUAAAGUGACUUUUUUGUUAGUGUGUAUCUGUGUCAUUUUAUGAAGUACCCCAAACUGGAGCUGUUGAAAUUUACCAAAGUGUAGUGACCAAAGUUAUUAUGUCUAAAGUAAUAGAGCUGGUUAAUUAUUGUCAAUAAAAGAUCAUCACCUGUGUCA